This is a messenger RNA of Ostrea edulis (European flat oyster), 1663 nucleotides long. RefSeq lists its product as uncharacterized. The transcript has 6 exons. Bases 251 to 832 code for a protein of 193 amino acids. NCBI's taxonomy places the organism in Eukaryota, Metazoa, Mollusca, Bivalvia, Ostreida, Ostreidae. The record is from RefSeq and is a predicted model, not a curated record.
GACACAUCCAUUCUAAACACAAUUUACAUUAUAGAUCGAGUGGUGUAACAUCUGGUUUACAUAAAAGUGUCCCAUUCUUCGCUAGUAACGUGCUUUGCGUGAACAAAAGUUGACAAAAUAAAAAUAUUGAUCCUUUUUUGGAUGCAUAAUUAUCUAAAUGUGUUGAAAGAUAUCUCGUGUAUUAGAGAAAAGGAUUCGAAAAGGGCAUGACUUCAUCAUAACAAUGUUAUACAAGAGCAUGGUAUGAAAAAUGUCGAUGAAUGCGGGAGAGAAAGACCGCAUUUUGACCACAUCACCCGCUAAAACCCCGCCCUUUCUUCGCCACAUCACUGCAAUAGCAAGGCUGACAACGCUGGCAACAUUGACAGUUAUGUGGGCAGCAGCCGUGUAUGUUGUACAGGACAAAGACAAAAACACACAAUAUGUUGGAUUUUAUCUUAUAGGGGCGUCUGUACUUGUCACAUUUUUGGAAAUGACGUGGAUAAUCAAUAAAUCGGCUUGUUGCAGUUGCAGAAAGGAAGGCUGUUGUUGUGCGUGUUGGCAGUUGUUGAUGUGGGUGGACAAUUGGAAGAAGGGAGUGGUCUAUCUACUCAUUUCCAUCCCCGUCUUUCUGGAGGGGAUGCGAAUAAUACUAGGAAUCAUUAGUGGUUUUCUUCUAAUAAUGUGUGGUCUGUUGUACAUUCUAAAGACAUUUAAGGAGGGUGUGGUGUACACAGUGACAGAAACGCGAUACAUCCCAACACUUACGCCAUCUAUAGAUCUCGUGACUCACGAGAUUUCUACCCAAACGGAGGACAGCGAAUACUAUAGAGAGAUAACAGGUCACCACUGACAACGAAACACUGCCCAAAGAAUCCAUGACGCUCAGCAAGUCUUUCAAAUAAAAAACUUUCCAAGAAGCAUACGCCUCCUAGCGUGCAUGGUGUUGCCGAAUGUGACAGAAUGGUACUCAUAACUAAGCCUUACAGGCAACAUAAAACAGCUUUAAAACACACUAAACAAAAAUCGUCAUUCGGAUCUUUAAUUUUAGAGAGAUUCAUUUCUCCAUGCACCUUCAUUUCCAUUUUCCGAUGUAAUUUUCACCAGGUCUAAAGAAGCCGCGUUAAAUAUCGGGACAACGUGAUACGAUCGAUGUCAUUCGGAAACCUCUGAUUUUGUAGUAAAACCGUUAAAGAAUACGAUCCGAACACGUUAGUAGGCCAAUCGCGCGUUUUCGGGCUUUACCAACAAGCGGGAAAGUCCGAGAAGUUGCGAUUGAUUACCGUAGUAGGAGUGAACAUUCUUAUUCAUUAUCUUGCUUUGUUAUAUCCCAUUAGAAUUCCUUUAUUUUCUCUUUUGUAAUAAUAAUUGCAAUUAUACCCAUUAUUUACAUGUAUAGCUAGUGUGCAUACUAUAAGAAACUGUGUAUUUUAAUCAUUUAAGUUUGCAGCGUAGGUUUUUCAAAACGUUUUAUUUUCUCUAACAACAGUCAAUUUGUUUACAGUAGUUGAUUAUAACAUACAGAUCUUGGUAUUAUGUUAUCGCUUACAUACAACAAAUGGUAAUUGGAUAUUUACAUUUUUUCUCCAGUUUUCAAAAUAUUUUAAUGGAUGAAUGAACACAAAUGAAUUUAACUAACAUUUAAUUAGGAGGGAAUUUUAAGCAAUAAAAAUAGUUUUACAGA